AUGGGUUACAAAUUGUGUUCAGUUCCACAAUGUCCAAACACAACGAAGAGAACUCCUCGUAAACUUUUUGUGAGUGUCCCGAAAGAUAUCAAAGUGCGUCGGAUGUGGAUGAAAUUAUCUCGGAGGGAUCACAAUGAUAUUUCGAGGAAUUCAAAUAUAUUUUUUUGCGAAGACCAUUUCGAUUUGGAGAAUGACAUGGAAAAUUACUACCAACACAAAAUGGGAUUCAGUCAAAAAAUUCUUUUAAAAGAGAAUGUUUUGCCUUCGAAAUUUCAUUGCCAGACAGAUCGCAUCAAAAGGAUGUGUAACGUUGGUACUCCCCGAUCUGCGUUUGCCAAACGGCAAAGACUGGAAGAACAAUGUUUACACCCUAACCAAUCAACUCCUAAAACCCCAAAAAACCUACAAUCUGUAAUAACCAAUGAUGAUCCUAUUACUAUAGAAGUUGAAGCUUGUCCAGAAAGUGUGUUACAUGCAAAAACAAUAGAAGUAUCCCAAAAAUGUGAUGACAAUGCAGCAACUGAACCUCUUGUUAUAAUUGAAAAAUCCGUCAAUUGUGAGUCCAUAAAUAAAGCACAGACAAGAAGCUAUGCAGUGCAAAGAAAGUCCGGAAGACGAGUGAAAUCUACUUCUCUCAAACCAACUGUUUCAUCAACUUGCACAUCUCCGUUUGAGAUAAAUUCAUGCUUUUGUCAUGAGCAACCAACCACACCUGGUUCUAAUAAUAAUAUAGAAAGAAUUACCUCUUUGGAAGAUAAACAAUCUGAGAAUGAUCCUCUACAAUACGAUUCUUCAUCACUUGCAGCAGAAUCAAAGGCGGUGGAAAAAAAGAAGUUGUUCAAAUGCAAUCUAUGCAUACGCUUUUACUCAGACGAAAAAGCGUUAGAGCGACAUAUUUCUCUGCAUAAGAAUGUCACGGCUGGAGUCCAAAGACAAGUCACCCGCGAUGUUCCUGCGAAGGUAGUCAGCAAAAGUGGCAGAAAGCAGCCAGUCGGGAAAGCAUGUUACUUGUGUCCUGUUUGCCGAAAGACGUUUCCAUCGAUGUUUGUAGCUGAGAAGCACCUGGAAGUAUACCAUAAUAAGGGAAAGCUAUACCCGCCACCCCUGGUGGAGUGUAAGUCGUUACAAUGCACAGUAAAUGAUACAGAACGACACAAGUGCAAGGACGACGACGUGAGCCAAGCGAAGUCGUCGAUAAUAUGCGCCAAGUGCCAUAAAGUUUUUAACAGUCAGCACAAAUUUGACACACAUGUACAAGUCAUGCACAAUCAACUGUUGGAGUAUUUAUUUUUUCCCACUUCGCAAGAAUUUAUGACAUGGCUGACAAAUACGGAGAUUAACUCACGCUGUAAGUACGCAUCAGAGGCGUACAAUGGAAAAGAGUACUACUAUUGUUCCCAAGGUGAACACGAACAGAGAUGCCCGGCACUUAUCAUAGUGGAGAGCUAUAAUGGAGGGUUCCUGACAUACUUUUAUCACAGCCACUACAACCACCCGUAUUGUGAUUACAAGGUUGGAUCAUCUUACAAGAAAUACCACAUCACAGACCUCGUCAAGACAGCUAUGCCUCUGCCCGAAAUAGACCCUUAUCUGUGUUUCAAGAAUCUAAUGGAGAAUUUAAUCGUUAAAGCCGCUAAGCUUCAAGCCGCUGCCCUCAAUGACCUCACAGGAAAAGCUCUCUCUAUGGCCCUCGCAUUCAACAAUUACGACGACGAAGUACUUAAUUUACCACAAGUUGUAACGUCAGCGCCGGUGCAGAUAUUUUUAACAGAUGAACAAAUAUCGCAGGAGUUGCACAAUGAUUUAGCUCCAAAAGUUGUUAACAGCUUCUCCCUAGUAGUGAAUCCGGAAACUUGUGGAGAUGACACGGAAACUGGUGACGAAAUCAACGGCGAUAUAGAUAAACAGAUUUUAAAAAGUAACAGUGAUAAUUUACAUAAGAAGAAAAUGACUGAAUUGAACACAGAUGCAGCAAAGGAUGGGAAAACCUAUUUUUUAGAUACAUAUAAGGAUUUUGUGCAUAAAAACUUUGUGGAGCCGAUAAGGAAAUUCUCGGCUUGUAAAACAAAUCUGCCUAGACAACCACGAGUGGCAAAUUAUUUCAGAGUGCCUGCCAAAGUUGUAAAAUAUAAGCCCACUACUAGCCUGACCAAUGGAAGUACCAGAUGUAACUCUACUGAAAUGACGAAUAACUACGAAACGCGGACACCAAAUUUAACUGCUCCACUAAGCCAAUUAACUACUGAUAACAAACAAAUUGCACAAAGAAACAUGCCUAGCGCAAAUAAUAAAACAUCCAAUGUGGUCGAUAUGACAAACUUAGAUGUAAACAUUGUUCCUCAAUGCUUACCUAGAAACAGUGUGCCGGGUAUUUUCCCAGAACCACCAUCCAAUGACUCACCAAGUGCUAGGGAAACAAUAAAAAUGGAGAAUAUACAAAAUAAUGAUAUCCCACAAGAUAUGCUGUUAACAGGAGAAAUUAAGACAGAAAGAGAACCUAUUGAGGAGUUGGAUCAAGUACAGAUAGAGGAUAGUACGGAAAACAUAAAACAAAAAGUAAUCAGGAAAAGAUUGACGGUCAAGACAGAUGAACCACCUGAUAAAAGAAUAAAAGUACCUAUAGUAUUAGAUGGCAUUGUGCCAAAAGAAGAAGUAAUAGAUGAGUCUCCCACUAUGCCUAAGUCAACAGCAAGCACACUGGAUGUUUUUAAAGUGAGUCCAAAAAAAAUUGACAUUUACAAAGUGAUUGUACAAGAGAGUGACUGUAAUAUACUAGUUUUGAAGUUAUAA
Leptosia nina is the source of this 2790-nucleotide messenger RNA. The record is from the annotation of a GenBank genome assembly. Lineage: Eukaryota; Metazoa; Arthropoda; Insecta; Lepidoptera; Pieridae.